AUGGCGACAACUUCUGCAAGGGACGCUGCAGUCGAGGCUUUGAAGGCAGAGCUUUUGGAGGAGUGGCGGAAUUUCAACCUCCAGCUUCUGAGCGAGGUCAGGCAGCUGCUCCAUCCUCAUGCCCUCGUGGAAAGGCCAACUGCGGCCUGGCCACUGAUGAGGAGACGGUUGCGGAUGUUUGACCAGAGGAGACUGAACCGCAAGAUGAACCCCGCACAUCGCAGGUCACGCUCGGCCGACCAUCUGCGCAUGACGGAGCUGCGAGUCAGAACUGCCGAGCAAGAGGUCACGGACCUCAAGGUGCAGGAGCAAGUAAGGAUGGAAAGCCAGGACCCGUCCGAGCCACAGGCGACUUCUGCAGGUGGUGCCACGUCAUUGGCUGACCAGGGAGGAACAAGACGACGUGUCGGAGUCGGUGGCUGGGUCAGAGGAGCUUACUCGGCUGCUGGGCGAACCGAAAGCCUGAAGGGAAUCAGCCAGGUCUGA
This is a messenger RNA of Symbiodinium necroappetens, 486 nucleotides long. The record is from the annotation of a GenBank genome assembly. Lineage: Eukaryota; Dinophyceae; Suessiales; Symbiodiniaceae.